Micromonas pusilla CCMP1545 is the source of this 1690-nucleotide messenger RNA. RefSeq names its product ras-related protein rab28-like protein (gene RAB28). Gene Ontology annotation, molecular function: GTPase activity; GTP binding. Lineage: Eukaryota; Viridiplantae; Chlorophyta; Mamiellophyceae; Mamiellales; Mamiellaceae. The record is from RefSeq and is a predicted model, not a curated record. Bases 23 to 691 code for a protein of 222 amino acids. The transcript is spliced from 4 exons. Gene Ontology annotation, biological process: regulation of exocytosis.
UUGGACACAGCACUGGCGUCGUAUGUCUGAAUCUGAUGAAGAGUCGGAACAGCUUCAGUACAAGGUCAUACUACUUGGUGACGGUUCUGUGGGAAAGACUUCAAUUGCGAUGAGAUUCACAGAAGACUAUUUUGGAAAAAGCUACAAGCAGACUGUCGGGCUGGACUUUUUCGUGCGAAAAGUCACCCUGCCAUCUGAAAUCGACGUCACGAUACAGGUCUGGGACAUCGGAGGACAAACUCUUGGCGGAAAAAUGAUCAAUAAAUAUGUUUAUGGGGCACAGGCGAUAGUGCUCAUCUAUGAUAUCUCCAACUAUCAAAGUUUUGAGAACUUGCAAGACUGGUACGCUCUCGUGAAAAAAACUUUCAAUGGUCGACUCAUGCCAUACGUUGCACUGAUGGCGAACAAAGCAGACCUUUCACAUAUCAGGGCUGUCACACCUGAAAUGCACAACGAAUUUGCGGACGCAAAUGAGAUGUGUAGUUAUUUUGUUUCAGCUAAGACAGGGGAUAAUGUCACAACAACCUUUUAUCGAGUGGCUGCUGACCUUGCAGGCAUUGAUUUAAGCAACCAGGAGAUCGAGGUGGUGCGCAAAAUAGUAAGGGCUGAAAUUGUGAAUAAUCCGACCAGCCACGUUGCCCGGAGAAAGGCAGAAGCGAAAAAGACUUCCUCCAAAUGCAUUAUCAUGUAGGGCAAGGGCAAGUAGACUCACUAGUAAUACUCUGAAAAGGCAUCCCGACUGUUUGCCUUGUGUUCUUGAUUGUCUACUGUUCCCUGGUCUGGUUUUGUCCGAAACACAGCAAUAGCAAUUCCCGAAUGAAGGCACGCUUGAUCAGGUUGAUUGAAUUCAGUUGAACCAUUCUCGCGAAUACAUGCGAAUUCGUCCCUCUGUCUGAUAGCUCUGUCAACACCCUGAUCCAUCAGCUCUUCAAGGCAUAGGACUAUACACGCGGUCUGGUUGUUUGUCCGGUCCCGUGGCGGGCUUUUGGAGACUGGCUCCAAACGCAUUUGAUAUGCUGAAUUUUGUUGGUCCGGAAAAAACCCUAGUUGGGAGAUACCCUGCCGCGCCGUGCCCCCUUCUCCCAUCUAUACCGGCGGCGCAGCCAGAGGCGCUGAUCAUAGUACGAAGGUACGUCGGUAGUAGAUCACUAUCUAUACUACUUCUGCACAAAUAAUAAUAUAAAAGACAUGGUACCUUCGAGGUAGAUUUCUAUGAUAGGCCUUCGUAGCCCUAUUUUAACCAUCAAUUGUAUGCAUUAAACUAGCUACGUGUACGAUUCAAGGUCACAAUGUAUGCUUUGCGUGUCUGAAAGGAAUCUGGAUGGUUUCGAAUUUUAAAGGAGAUUUUGCUUUGAAACUAAAGUCGUUGCAUGGUUGCAUGGGGGCUGCAGCAGCACUGAGCGUCGGUGAGUCGUGUAAUCUCACUGAGGACAAGACGCGACCUCUCUUCUCCGGGGCGCUAACUUUUAAUAGGAAUAAAGAGCAGGAUUACCGUCAAAGACACUGUGCGCGUGCGAGAAUCCAAGUGAAUAGAUAUGGACAGCAAACACAGUUCUCACGAGGUCUUUAUGUUCACUGAAAAACGGAUGUGCAGGCAACUGAAGUCUGGAAGUCAGCAGGAGAAAAAAUACAAAAUCAGCCACGAAGGAAGUCAGCGAUACACAAACUGUAACAAGGAUUUUCAUUAUCU